Molecule: messenger RNA, 633 nt
Organism: Lactuca sativa (garden lettuce)
Lineage: Eukaryota; Viridiplantae; Streptophyta; Magnoliopsida; Asterales; Asteraceae
Source: RefSeq, a predicted model, not a curated record
AUGGCCAUUGUUACCAAGUUUCCCGAUUUUCGUGAAGGGUCCAACGAAUUUUCACAAGCAUUGUUUUUGUUCACCAAAAAGCAAAAUCGUGAAGCUUUUAUGUUUCCAACGACUAACGAAGCCAAGAUGGGUUUCUUUAAGAUGGAUAGUGAUGACUCUAAAUCUUCUAAUGAUAAUGAAGAAUGGUGGGUGGAAAAGGAUAGAGAAUUUAAAGAUUACAUUAGUGCUAUAGAUGGGACACACGUUAGGGCAUCAAUUCCACAAAACGAGGAAGCGAAGUACGUUGGUCAAAAGAGAUAUCCAACACAAAAUAUAAUGGUUGUUUGUGAUUUUAACAUGCGUUUUACAUUUGUAUGGGCCGGUUGGGAGGGGACUGCACAUGACACAAGAAUUUUCAAUGAAACCUUACAGAGACUAGAUCUUAAUUUUCCAUAUCCAACAGGUGAUAAAUAUUACAUUGUUGAUGUUGGAUAUCCAAAUACUAGAGGGUAUCUUGCUCCAUACAAAGGCACAAAUAUUCGUUAUCAUUUACCAGAUUUUCGACGUAGACACUCGGCUGUUGUUCGUGAACCUCGUGGACCGAAAGAGAAAUUUAACUAUCUCCACUCAUCAUUGCGAAAUAUCAUUGAAUGA